CUGACAGUGUUAAGCUGAUCUUGAAUAUAUUAAUUAGUAACUUUUUAAAAUGUUGAAACGCCUUCUCAGAGCAGCUGGGGAAACUGUCCCUAGAGAGCAUCAAACACCAGCAGAUGACAAACAGGACAUUUGCUUAAUUGAAAUAGCCUGUAUUAACACAUGGUGCUGAAAACAUGGAUACAUCCAGUGACAAGCUUUUUUGCUGCCAAUGGGUGCGCAACAAGGUUCCCAUAGCCUACAGAGAUGAGCUCUACCACAUCCUGAGGAUGACUGGACCUUUGCUCUGCUCCCGAAUUCUCCAGUACCUUCUUCCAUUUGUUGUUACAAUGUUCUGUGGGCGCCUGGGAAACGAUGUGAUGGCAGGUUAUGGAUUAGCUUCUGCAGCCAUUAAUAUUACUACAGCAGCCACAGGAUGUGGUCUGAGUCUGGCUUGUGACACAUUGGUGGCCCAGACAUUUGGGGGGAAGAACCUGCUACGAGUGGGAGUGAUCCUGCAGCGGGGCAUCAUCAUCCUGAUGUUGUUCUGUCUGCCCUGCUGGGGGCUGCUCAUUAACGCUGAGCAAAUCUUGUUGUGCAUGGGACAAGAACUGGAAGUAGCUAGAGUAGCCCAGCUGUAUAUCACAGCUUUUAUUCCUGCAGUACCAGCUAUGUUUCUUUACAACCUCCAGGUGUCCUAUCUGCAGAACCAGGGAAUAAUCAUGCCACAGUUGUACACUGCUGUUUUGGCAAACAUUGUCAACCUGGUGACAAACUAUGCCUUCCUUUACUGGAUGGAUCUGGGAGUUGGUGGCUCUGCUGCAGCGAAUGCACUCUCUCAGAUUUACAUCUGUAGUUUUUUGUUUGCUUACAUCUGGUGGAAGAAGCUUCAUGUAAAAACAUGGGGAGGUUGGUCUGUUGAAUCACUGCAGGAGUGGGGUUCCUACAUGAAACUGGCCAUCCCCAGCAUGUUAAUGACAUGCUUUGAGUGGUGGGUGUAUGAGUUUGGAGGAUUCUUUGCAGGAAUGCUGAGUGAGGAUGAACUGGCAGCCCAACAUGCUGUGAUAAUGAUUGCUUUCAUCACCUACAUGUUCCCUCUUGGAAUCCAAGCUGCCGCAUGCGCCCGUGUGGGUAAUGCAUUAGGUGCAGGAGACACUGCCAGGGCAUUGCUCGCCAGCAAGUUAUCACUCGGUCUUGCAGUUACGUUUGCUCUUGUUGAAGGUAUUGUGCUUGGCUGCACUAAAACCGUUAUUGGCUACAUCUUCACCUCUGAUGAGAAUAUUGCAGAUAUUGUGUCAAACUUGAUGAAUGCGUACUGCUUUCUCCAGCUCUUUGAUGGUCUUGUGUGUGUGUGCACAGGUAUCUUCUUGGGCACAGGCAAACAGAGGAUACCAGCUGUAGCGAAUUUCAUUGCAUACUACUGCGUAGGGCUUACAAUGAGUGUGGUUUUAAUGUUUAUUGCAAAGCUGAGAGUUUUAGGCUUUUGGCUCGGGCUGCUCAUUUGUGUUGUCCUGCAUUCCACUUUCUAUAUUAUUGUGAUCUUCAGGUUGAACUGGAAGAAAAUGACAGAGGAGGCUGUGAAACGGGCAAAGAAAAAGACUCAUCUGACAUUGUUAGGUACAGAUGACCUGUUACAAAAUGGGGACAGCACAGCUAAUGGUCAAACAGCAAAUAGUGGAAAUUCAGAGGAUGGCUACGAACCAGUGAAGACUCAGGAACAUGACGGGAAAAGUGAGAUAAAGUUUGGACAAGCACUGCAACAGGAGAUGAGCAGCCGCCUCUCCACCACCCAGCUUAUAAUCAGACGAGGCCUCACCAUGUUAGCAGCAGUUGGCUUUCUAGCUGUGGGAACAGCUGUUCGUGUCCUGGUCCCCUUGCCAGAGACUAUAUCUAUAAGCAACAACUCUACCCUUGACUGGAUCAAUGUGACCUAUGCUCCAGAUACAUUUUCUACUAUGUGGAGUUAAAUGAAUACAUAAUCAUGGAGGAUCUGGUGUUCUAACUAUAUACCUAAGGCAAACUUAGUGAUUAGUCUGAUUUUGAUUUAAAAUAUUACUUCUUUUCAUUUAUAUUUGCCUUUUCUUUCCUUUUUCAUUAUUAUGCUGUCGAGGGCUUUAAGAAGCCUUGAGAUUGUGAUUGUGAUUAUGGAAUUUCUGAAAGAAACUAUAUCAUUCUUGAAAACUGUAUUUUCAAGAAAACACAUUUGUUUCUAGUCUGUGUGGCUGAAUUUGUAA
Molecule: messenger RNA, 2210 nt
Organism: Cyprinodon variegatus (sheepshead minnow)
Lineage: Eukaryota; Metazoa; Chordata; Actinopteri; Cyprinodontiformes; Cyprinodontidae
Product: multidrug and toxin extrusion protein 1-like
Exons: 17
Coding region: 174-1943 (589 amino acids)
Biological process (GO): xenobiotic detoxification by transmembrane export across the plasma membrane
Cellular component (GO): membrane
Molecular function (GO): antiporter activity; xenobiotic transmembrane transporter activity
Source: RefSeq, a predicted model, not a curated record